This is a messenger RNA of Vidua chalybeata, 2719 nucleotides long. It is a transcript of the gene RAD51AP1, whose product is annotated as RAD51 associated protein 1. Gene Ontology annotation, molecular function: double-stranded DNA binding; single-stranded DNA binding. Lineage: Eukaryota; Metazoa; Chordata; Aves; Passeriformes; Viduidae. Gene Ontology annotation, biological process: interstrand cross-link repair; double-strand break repair via homologous recombination. The transcript is spliced from 8 exons. The record is from RefSeq and is a predicted model, not a curated record. The coding region runs from base 86 to 892 and encodes 268 amino acids.
CCGUCAGCGCAGCUGCGCGUCCGCAGCGGCACAUUCGCCGCUGUGCCUGUGGCGAGCACGCCCGGCGGCGCCGGCGGCGGCGGGGAUGGCGCGGCCGGCCAGGAGGAACAAGAAGGUUGUUGAUUAUUCUCAGUUUGGAGAUUUGGAAGAUGAUGAUGAAGACUUUGCACCUUCAAGCAAAAAAUCCAGAACACAGCUCAAGGAAUCAAAGGAGAAAAAAGAGAAGUCAAAAAAGCCCAAAGAAGUGACUCCGUCACAGACACAGACACUUAGUAAGAGGUUAUCCUUGGAUGAGAAACUUUAUAAAAGAGAUUUGGAAGUUGCCUUAGCCUUAUCUGUCAAAGAAAAAUCUGCAAAUCCCCAAGAAGUGCAAAAUUCAGAAGAACAAGCAGUUAAGAAUAUUGAGUCAGAAAAUACACAGAGGAGACCCCCUUUUUCCAACUGCAGUGUAGACAGUAAACUUUUAGGUCUCAAUCAGGUUAUGGAUGAUGAUGCACCUGAGGGUGAUGGGAGGCAAAAGACAGCAGCAACCAAAGUUCCAACACAUCACAAGUCACUGGUGGUUGACAGUGGUGACAGAGCCCAUGAUCCCAAUUCUGAGCCACAGUCUGUACCCACAUCACCUAUAGUUUCUCCUUCCUGGAUAAUGGAACACAACUCUGAGCCAAGGCAGAAGAUGAUGUCCAGUCCCUUGGAAGCAGCUGGGAGGCCUCUACAUGCAUCAAGUCCUGUCACAGACAAAAAGCCUAAAUGGACACCGCCAGCUCCAUCAGGAAGCAGUAAUGCCUCUGCGAAAUGUGUUCCUGUUAAGUCACCUACUCACUGCCUAAGACUUGGCCUCUCCAGACUGGCAAGAGUCAAACCUCUCCAUCCCAGUGCUACCAGCAGUUAAAUGGUCAGUGACAAAGUGCCACACAGAGGCAAAGACUGUGGAAAGGGUUUUGCUGAUAAACAGAGGGUGGGCAGCAUCCUGGAAUCAUCCCUUUUGGAGGACUCUUAUUAUGGAUGUGUCUGAUUCUGAGUUUUUAUUCUGCAAAUUGCUAGUCAUCUUUUAAGUGCUGCUGAAUACUGAUGUUGUUUAAUCAAAGUGACAUCUGGCCACCAGCUUUUUGAUGUAUUAAAUUCAGAGAUGUUGGUUUGUGAUAAUUUUAUAUCUUUAAUACCUAAAGUCUUGGCAUUAACAUAGUCUAGACAGCACUACAGCAGUAUGAUGAAAGGGAAAUGCUUUUAGAAUGUUGUAUUUAAAAAAAAAAUAAAAUACUUUAUAAUGUCUAACUAUAUUCCUUGAAUGUAUUAAUUUUGAAGGUCACUUUAAAUGUUGGUUGCAGUCUGGCAGAUAUUUUUGCCUGUGUAUACUCUUACUGGAAGUCAGCAGCAUUAGUCAGGCUCAGACAAGGAGGAAUUUCCUUGAUGCUCCUGGCGCUUCAUUGAGGAUCAUGAUACCAUGCUAAGGUAGGGGUUCUGUAAAGUAGUGAAGUGAUUGCUACUGCUUAAUGAAACUGAGCUUUUACUAAUCCACAGUGUCAGUAAUUUCCUAUCUAAGUCUGUUGAUUACAGUGGAUGGCAGCAGAUCCAUUUCUCCAUGUAUUACUUGUGACUCAGGGAAUUGCAUUAACAAAGGAAUAUAAUAGAAUCAUUGAAUGGCUGGGGUUGAAAGGGACCUUAAAAACCAUCCAGUUCCAAGAUGCAGGGGCAUCUUCCACUAUUGCAAGUUCCUCAGAGCCUCAUCCAGCCUGGUCUUGGACACUUCCAGGGAUGGGGCAGCCACAGCUUCUCUGGGCCAGGGCCUCAGCACCCUUACAGGGAACAAUUUUUUCCUAAUACCCAAUCUAAACCUACCCUCUAUCAGUGUGAAGCCAUUCCCCCUUGUCCUGUCACUGCAGGCCCUUGUCAAGACUCUCUCUCCAUCUUACUUGUGGGCUCCCUUCAGGCAUUGCAAGGCCACAAUGAGGUCACCCCAAAGCCUUCUCCUCUCCAGGCCGAACAAUCCCAAUUCCCUCAGCCUUCCUUUCCUCCCAGCAGAGCUGCUCCAUCCCUCUGAUCCCCUUGGUGUCCCUGCUCUGGCCUGGCUCCAGCAGCUCCCUGUACUUCCUGUGCUGGGCCCAGGGCUAGAUGCAGCCCUGUAGGGGGGGUCUCAGCAGAGCGGGGCAGAGGGGCAGAAUCCCCCCUGCCCUGCUGCUCUGGGGCUCUGGGUGCAGCCCAGCACAGGGGGGUUCUGGCUUGGGGCAGGGCCAGCUCUCACCCACAGCACCCCCAAGUCCUGCCAGGGCUGCUCCCUCUGCUCAUCCCCAGUCUGGAUUGAUCCCAGGUGCAGCACCAGCACUUGGUCCUGUUAAAAACCUUGAGAUUCCCCAUUCUGGAGCCGGUCCAGGCCCCUCUGGAUGACAUCUCCUCCUUCAGGUGUAAUCCAUGCCUUUGCAAAGCCUUCUGUUAAUGGUUUCACUGAUUCCUUGCAGAUUGGUUGUCUGUUUGCUCCUGAUGCAUUAUCAAUCAGGUUAUCAUAAGGCAAAGAUCACUGCUACAGCUUCCAUUAUUUCUGAAGAAAACAGAAACAGUUUUGAUUUAGAACCUCUUAAGUGUGUGAUUAUUUCCUUCUGUAAUUCAAAAGGUCCAAAACCUUAAUUUCCCAGGUCUGUAUUGGUUAUUCUCUGAUAUUCUGUUAAUAUGAAAAUCUGUAUCUUUAAAGUAGCUAAAUAAUAAAGAUGUAUCUUAAUGCUUA